Molecule: messenger RNA, 1599 nt
Organism: Pediculus humanus corporis (human body louse)
Lineage: Eukaryota; Metazoa; Arthropoda; Insecta; Psocodea; Pediculidae
Product: aspartyl-tRNA synthetase, putative
Exons: 9
Coding region: 1-1599 (532 amino acids)
Biological process (GO): aspartyl-tRNA aminoacylation
Cellular component (GO): cytosol; cytoplasm; aminoacyl-tRNA synthetase multienzyme complex
Molecular function (GO): aspartate-tRNA ligase activity; RNA binding; ATP binding
Source: RefSeq, a predicted model, not a curated record
AUGUCUGAGGAAAAAGGUGAUGUUUUGGUAUCAAACCAAGAAGAGGUGAAAUCUAAAAAAGCUUUAAAAAAAAUGGCGAAAGAAGCUGAAAAAGCAAGUAAAAAGGAAGCCCGACAAUCUUCCAAAAAUGAUGAGCCUCAAGGUGUUGAAGAUGAUUAUUCUCAAGGAAAAUAUGGGAAUAUGGAAAUGAUUCGAAGUGCCAAUAAAAUUACUGCUCCUUUUUCUGAAGUUAAAAAUUUGAAUGAAAAAUUAAGUGGUGUCUUAGUUAAAGUAAGAGGAAGGUUACAAACAAGUCGAGCAAAAGGAAAACAAUGUUUUAUAGUUCUUAGGCAACAACAAUAUACCAUUCAAUGUUUUUUAUGUGUUAAUGAUGUUGUCAGUAAACAGAUGGUAAAAUUUGCAUCUGUAAUUUCAAAGGAAUCAAUAAUUGAUGUUGAUGGUGUCAUUCAAACUGUUGCACAAAAAAUAGAAAGUUGUACUCAGAAAGAUGUUGAACUUCAUGUCAAAGAAUUAUUUGUCGUUAGUUCUGCAAAAAGUCAGUUGCCUUUAUUAAUAGAAGAUGCAUCGAGACCAAUAAAAAGUUCAGAAGAUAAUGAUGCAUUGAACAUAAAAGUUAAUCAAGAUACAAAGUUAGACAAUAGAGUUUUAGAUUUAAGAACUCCUGCUAACCAAGCAAUAUUUAAAUUAGAAGCUGGAGUAUGUAAAUUAUUUAGAGAUAUUUUAACAUCAAAGGGUUUUGUCGAAAUUCAUACUCCGAAAAUUAUUUCUGCUGCCAGUGAAGGAGGAGCAAAUGUUUUCACAGUUUCUUAUUUUAAAACCUCAGCUUAUUUAGCUCAAAGCCCACAGUUAUAUAAGCAAAUGGCAAUAGCUGCUGAUUUUGAUAAAGUGUUCACCGUAGGAGCAGUAUUCAGAGCAGAAGACAGUAAUACACACAGGCACUUAACCGAAUUUGUCGGUUUGGAUUUGGAAAUGGCCUUUAAAUUUCAUUAUCACGAAGUGGUGGAUGUAAUCGCUGAUACAUUUACCGACAUUUUUAUUAAUUUACAAAAACUUUACCAUCAGGAAAUCGAGAUAAUUAGGCAGCAGUAUGCAGUAGAGCCAUUUAAAUUCUUGGUUCCCCCAUUAAGACUCGAAUUUAAAGAUGCUAUUACUUUGUUGGGAGAAGCUGGAGUUACUUUGGGUGAAGAAGAUGAUUUAAGUACUCCGGAUGAAAAACUCCUUGGAAGAAUCGUAAAAGCCAAGUACGACACCGACUUUUACAUUUUGGACAAAUAUCCAUUGAGCGUUCGACCAUUUUACACAAUGCCGGAUCCGAACAAUCCGAAAGCGUCUAAUUCAUACGACAUGUUUAUGAGGGGAGAAGAAAUAUUGUCGGGAGCUCAAAGAAUUCACGACGCUGAAUUUUUAUGCGAAAGAGCUUUGCAUCAUGGAAUAGAUUUGCAAAAAAUUAAAGCAUACAUCGAUGCGUUCAAAUAUGGAUGUCCACCUCAUGCAGGUGGCGGAAUCGGUUUGGAACGUGUCGUUAUGCUUUAUCUCGGUCUCGACAACAUCAGGAAAACCUCAAUGUUCCCUCGGGACCCGAAACGAUUAACACCGUAA